Messenger RNA from Ostrea edulis (European flat oyster), 2045 nucleotides. Its product is annotated as kelch-like protein 24. The transcript has a single exon. Lineage: Eukaryota; Metazoa; Mollusca; Bivalvia; Ostreida; Ostreidae. The coding region runs from base 1 to 1734 and encodes 577 amino acids. Gene Ontology annotation, molecular function: protein binding. The record is from RefSeq and is a predicted model, not a curated record.
AUGGAAGAAGCACGGUCAAACGUUUGUGAUUGUUUGCUGGAAGGCAUCCGUAGAAUGUACAAAACGCAGCGGUUUACGGAUGUCGUCAUCCAUGUGGAAGACCAGUCUUUCCCGUGUCACCGAGUGGUCCUGUCAUCUGUAUCUUCCUACUUUGACGUCAUGUUCUCCUCUGGGAUGAUGGAGUCCAACUCCAUGUCCACAACUAUUCAAAACGUUAGCUCUCAGACAUUCGAUGAAGUCCUGCAGUACAUCUAUUUUGGAAAAGACAUCAUAGAACCAGACAAUGUCGGGGAACUUCUGCAGGUUUCCGCUAUGCUCCAGAUUGCGCAUUUACAGUUUGAGUGUGAAGAGUUCAUCCUGGGUAACGUCGACGUCAACAACUGUUUGGGGGUCUGGAAACUAGGGAUAUCACAUAACAUUGAGUCACUAACAGAAAGUAGUCAACCCUUUCUCCUAUCCAAUUUCGACGAAAUAAGUAAAAGUGACGACUUUUUAAAGCUUGAAAAGGACGAAUUGGACCUCAUAUUACGCGACGAACGUCUUAUCUCAUCUGGAGAAGAGAUUGUUUGCAAGGCUCUUUUUCGUUGGAUAGAAGCGGACGAAAGUCGUCGAAAAGUUGCUUUGCCAGAUCUCUUUGAAAACAUUCGACUUACUUCAGUCAGUCUUGAAUACUUGUUGGAUCACCUAGAUCAACAUCCGUAUAUUCUUGAACAUGAAAGUUGUCAUAAGGAAGUCAAAAAUGCAAUCAAGUACCACGCCUUGCCUUCCCGGCGCCAGGAGCUGAUGUGGGAUGAGAAACCGUACAGAUACAACGCUGAGCAAGAAAUGGUUCUAGCGGUUGUAGGGAAACGCCUUGCCAGCGAUGGUUUGAUCAUUACAGAGUUCAUGGGAUACAGCUUUUCAAACAAAAGGUGGGUUGCACUUCAACCGAUCCAUACCCCACUUGGAGACGACUUUGCAGUUUGUUCUUAUGGUAACGACAUAUUCAUAACCGGUGGAACUUCGAAUAUGACCUCUUGCUUGAGAUAUUCCGCCAAAUUUUCACAAUGGUGGAAGCGCUCGCCGAUGUGCUGCGGCAGAUAUAGACACUCAAUGGUGGCAGUGCGAGACUCGCUUUAUGUACUUGGUGGCUACAACUUCGGGACUUUAAGUAGCAUCGAACGAUAUGACAUGGAGACCGAGAAAUGGGAAUUGGUUGGAAAACUCAAUUACGGGGUUGAUAAAUGCUCCGCGGCAGUCAUGAGCGAGAAAAUCUUUAUUUUAGGAAGUUGUUUAAAUUUUGCAGCGAAAACAGCCGGGAUACAGUGUUUCGACACUAGGACUGGCACGUGUACAUUAAUUGCAAACCUCCCCAGGUCCCCUAAAUUCACCAAUGCUGUAAAAUUUGACGACACCGUCCAUGUCGUCUGCGAUAAUGGGGAUAUAAUAUCUUUCAGUAGUAAGGAGGAACGUCACACACUGCGAAAUAUCACGGGCUUUUCCAAAAGGGACUUUGGACUUUUCAUGGACCACGGAUCACUGUGCAUUGUUGGUGGGAACCUGAACGUGCUUUCCGAAAAGGAAGAACUUUGUUGUGACGUGAUAAAGGUCGAAGGUGAGGAACAACAUUUAUGCGAGCACCUCGAACUACCGUUUCCAAUGAAAGUCACCCAAUGCUUACGUAUUGUUGUUGAAAGGAAAUAUCCACUCUUGGAUAUUCAUUCUUUAAUACGAGACUUCGGGAACAUUGAAUGAUUCUGCUGAUCACUUUGCUUCAAACAAACCUGUGGUCAUAGUCCUAUUGCACGUACGAGAUCGCCGUGUUGUUACAGCUAAUUAUAUAUGCAUGUCAAAGGUCAAUCGGGGAUAGCCGUGUUAACGUUAACAACAAUGGAUGCCUGCGUUAUUCUUGAAGUACACCGCGGAUCUUUUUGAUUGGCAUUUUUUUUUAAUUUUGGUAUAUGAUAUAUAGAUAUAUCUUUAAACAAAAUGGAUACUGGCGAUCAGACUUGUAAUCUGGAUGAUUUCUCUCAUUGGAAAAUAAAGGCGUUGCGUUCAUUUCUGAG